This is a messenger RNA of Peniophora sp. CBMAI 1063, 2208 nucleotides long. NCBI's taxonomy places the organism in Eukaryota, Fungi, Basidiomycota, Agaricomycetes, Russulales, Peniophoraceae. The record is from the annotation of a GenBank genome assembly.
AUGACUCUGUCCCGACGGUCGCACGCACAGUGGAGGGCACGGCUUUUCUUCCGCGAGCGCGCCUCGUUUCCUACCCUCACCUACCCGUUCAAUCUGCGGAUGUCUGCGUUCAGGACACCGUCGCCCGAUAACCCUACCAACAUCAUCUGGUCGACCUACCUGGAUGCCGCUCAAGAUGACGACCAGGCGCGACCGAAGAAUUGGGAGGGAAAUACCGCGGGAAUUUUGACCUUCACUGGUUUGUUCGCCGCGACCGUCGCCGCGUUCACGCUCGAAAGUUACAAGCAACUAUCGCCCGACACCGGUGAACAAUCUGUCGCGCUACUUUCACAAAUACUGUCCGUCUCGGUCAACGGGUCUUCCCACCUGCCCCUCAACGUCGCGCCGCCCGCUCCAUUCCGCACUACACCGUCCGCGAUCAUCACGAAUGCGCUUUGGUUCUCAAGCUUGCUUCUAUCCCUCUUCUGCGCUCUACUCUCGACACUCGCACAACAAUGGUCCCGCGACUACGUACACGACAUCAACAGGCGCAGAGUCCUUCACGAGGACCUCGAAACCCGCGUCUACAACCAUAUCUUCAUCCGCAUGGGUAUCAACCGCUACGGGAUGGACCAGCUCGUGUCGUGGAUCGUGGCCUUAGUACAUCUCGCGGUGUUCCUCUUCGUCAUCGGGCUCGCAGUCUUUCUAUUUCCCAUCGACACCACCGUUGCGGCCGUCGCCCUCGGCGUUCUCGGGACGUUCGCCAUGCUAUACUGCCUGGCAAGCCUACUUCCAUUGAUCGACAAGAGCUGCCCGUAUCGCACUCCUUUCACGCAUUUCCCUCCACUACGCCCCAAAGACCUCGCGCCUUGGCCCUACCGCGCGCCAGCAGUUGAUAUACACGAAAUCGCGUCGCGGCGCAUUCAGGACGGGCACCAGUUCCUCGCCUCAGAUGAAACCAUCUUCCUUUGGGACUGCUCAGGACGUCACGUCCCGGACGAAUCCUUCGAGCGUAUGGUCAAAGGCCUCCUCGCGCUACCAUGUGGACCAGCGGAUCAGCACAUCUACCACCACCUGUGCGCCGACGACGCGUUCGCAAAGAGGCUGUACUGGCAUAUGAGAAACCGUAUGAAAGAUGCCAUCGAUCCCUCCCUCUUCACCUUACUAUCUCUCCUAUCCGAAAGAAUGUUCCGGUCUGAAGUCGAGCGUGCUGGUUCAGCGUCGAGGAUGAGCCGCACGUCGGGAUACUACAUGAACACCCUCGGCUUGGUCUCAAGACUCGCUGUGGUGGACGGAGAAGCCAAGUUGCGCGCCCGGCUGUGCAUUGCCAACGUCCGGUGGUCAUUCCUGAAUCUCUACCGAUACGCAUCGCAAAAGAUCGUUACUGCACCGCUAUCCGAAGACCAGGCGCUCUCGUCCUUCGAUAACACCUCGAGCGGGGAGUUUGCCCUCAACAACCGCCAUCCCAGCGUCCUCCAUGUAUUGCUAUCCGUAGGCCACUACUCGUUCGCGCUGAACAGCUGGUUAUGUCGAGCCGAGUCCGUCCUCGUACCGUUACACGCCGAGAGCUGCUGUAAAUCAUGGAAGCACACCCUUGCCCCGGAGAACAUCGCGCAUCUUGCAGCAUGCAGUGCACUAACCAUGGUCUCGCACGUCCUGGAAGCCUUAAGCGCCGACAACCCGAAAGACGCCGCCCUUCUACGAGACGCGCCCAACUCCAUCAUGACGAACAUCGACAGCGCCUACCCAAUGCUACGAAACGAGCGAAGAGCUCCUUCACCACAGUUCAUAUCAAUCAUCAGGGAUGCAGGGCUGGAAGAGUGGUUGAAACCAGGCAGCGACUACUCAUCGGAGCCGCGAGAUGGGCCGUUUUAUCAACACAGGUACUUGCUGUACGCAAACGACUGCAUGAGCAUCCUGCGAACUCUGGCGAGAUCCGUCGACUUCUCGGCAUACAACAUACGGAAGCCAGAGCGGACGGCGCUUAUUGGACGAUCCUCACGGCCAUUUCUCGAGGCCUUUAGCCCAAGCAUCACCCUGUUGUCGCCCCCUUUCUCUCCCACGACAUCGACAUACACUGGACGAACGUCCGUGGAUAGCCUGCAGAAGAUCGAGAGUGAUCUUGCAGGGGCGCCGGGCGGUCUCUUGGCCCUACGAACAGUCGAUAUUGGUCUUUCAGCACUCCCAAAUACGACCACUCUGGACAACUCCGGCUUCGCUGAUGCUUGA